Molecule: messenger RNA, 2362 nt
Organism: Botrytis cinerea B05.10
Lineage: Eukaryota; Fungi; Ascomycota; Leotiomycetes; Helotiales; Sclerotiniaceae
Exons: 1
Coding region: 442-2112 (556 amino acids)
Molecular function (GO): FAD binding
Source: RefSeq, a predicted model, not a curated record
GACAUCUCUAUUCCUCAAUUGCCAUCUGAAGUGAGACGGCAGUAGAGAGAGCUAUCGAGACUGUAUCACUGGUCAAUCUUAGGAUGCGAGAUACUUGUUUUAUCUCUAGUCUCGAGAAUACGGGAUACACAUACUGUCAUGUCUAGAUGUAGGACUCGUUGCACCAUCUACACGGUGUCAAUCGACCCCGAUUGUGUGACCUUGCGUCUAUUGAGCAUUCCAUAUGUGAUAGAAUAUUGUUGGAGGUAGGUGCAGGAGUGGCAUAUAUAAAUACAUGUCCCAGCACAUGCUACUUGGCUCUUGAUUUUCACUCUUCUCUGUCUUCUAUUAACUAGCUAGUAUCAAACAAGCAAGGUGGAAUAACCCCGCAUCCGCUAUACGAUCUCAAGAUAUCUCUCCCUUCACCCACAGAUUCGCAUCAAUUAUCGACCUGGACUCAACAUGCGAUCAACUGCAGUCCUCAUUGUGGGCGCAGGUCCCACAGGCCUCACUUUGGCCCUAGAACUUUCUCUCCAAAAUAUCCCUUUCAUCCUAAUCGAACCUCUCUUCACCCAAUCCCCUAAUUCUCGCGCUCUCGUCCUUCACACUCGUUCAAUGGAACUUUUCUCCCGACACUCCAGUCUCGUAUCGAAUCUCCUCCCUCUUUGCAAACAAAAUCUCGGCCUAAGUUUCCACAUCAACAAGAAACAUGCAUUCGAGAUGGAUCUCUCCCGGGAGAACAUGGGUGUACUCGACACAGAGUAUUCAGGACCUUAUUUUCUCAGCCAGAGCGAGACAGAAUCAUGUCUUGAAAAACAAUUAGAAGAAUAUGGAGGCAGAGUGGAGAGGGGAACAAAAGCCAUGUCCAUUGUUCAGGAUCACAGUGGUGUUACAGUUCGUGUCAAACAAAUAAGGCAAGAUGGCUACGAAGAAUCCGACGAGGAAGAGAUUCGCUGUCAAUACAUUGUUGGAUGCGACGGGGCCCAUUCAAUGGUUCGGAAAUCCGCCGAUUUGAAAUUCGAAGGCUCUGCAUACCAAUCUGAUUUCUUACUGGCAGACGUAAAACUAGAUUGGGAGUAUGCAUCUGAUCGAUUGACGUUGUUGAUGGGGAAUGAAUUCAUGAUGUGUUUACCGCUCAAAGAUGGAGUAUAUCGACUUGUAUUAAGUAUUCCUAAUUCUAAGAAGGAAGAUUCGAUUUACGGAGAGGCCAAAGAUGAUGCACCUACUCUUAAACAAUUCGAACAAGCUUUCGAAAGACUCGCUAAGGGGGAAGUACAACUCGAGGAUCCUCCUAUAUGGAUUACAAGAUUUAAACUCCAUCAUAGGCUUGCCGAUUCCUUUCGCAAUGGCCGGAUAUUCGUCGCUGGGGAUGCAGCGCAUAUCCAUUCGCCAGCUGGUGGACAGGGGAUGAAUACAGGCAUCCAGGAUGCCAUCAAUCUCGGAUGGAAACUCGGCGCUGUUCUUCGCAACGAAAGAAAAGAAUCUUUUCUCGACUCCUACACUAUUGAACGACGUCGCGUGGGCAUCAAUCUCCUGAAAGGUACAGAUCGAGUCUUUGAAUUCAUGGCCACGACCAAUCCUGUUUAUCUCUAUCUACGCAACACUCUCUUUCCAUGGAUGGCUCCAAUUGCUUUCAAGAAGGGUGAAAAUCGCGCUAGGAGAUAUCGAUUUAUUUCUCAACUGGGAAUACGCUAUCGACAUUCGUCGAUUUGUAGAACUGCAAGUGCUUAUUAUGGACCUAGAAGAGGAGGCGAUCGCGCACCUGAUGGGAAAAUUGUCUUACCUGAUACUCAAGAGCGGACGAAUCUAUAUUCGUUACUUAAAGGGGCGACGCAUCACUUGUUACUAUUUUCAGGUAUGGGGAGAAGGGCAAUGGAUGCGCAGGAAUUGUUGGAGACAGUGGGAACAGAUUUCCCGGAAAAGGAACAGAAUUGGUUGACGGUCCAUAGGAUCGUGAGCGAAGAGAAAAAAGGGGGAGAGGGGAUUUAUGAUGAAGCAGGUAUUCUACAUGAGAGGUAUGGGUUUGGAAGUGAACCGGGUUACGUAUGUAUCAGGCCCGAUGCCUAUAUCGAGUAUAUUGGGACGAUGAACGGAUUGGCAGAGUGGAAAGCGAGUUUGCUUUUGCGAGGGUAGAGUGGGUAUGAUGUUGAGAUAUUGGAAAAUUAUAGGAUUUGGUUAUGGAUUUGGAUCUUGGUGGAAAUAGCUCUGCGGAGUAUCGAUGAGGCGCUGCGAUUUUGGUAUGGGAAGGGAUGGAAGGGAAUGGAAUGUCUGGUACUCGUAAUGUUUGAAUGUAUUAAUUGGGAAUACCUCACUCACUCGAUAGCAUACGGUGGUUAUCGUAUCAUAUCAUAUAUGGAAUUCUACUUCUUAUUAUUUUUCUCUA